This is a messenger RNA of Odontomachus brunneus, 2000 nucleotides long. It is a transcript of the gene Ugalt, whose product is annotated as UDP-galactose translocator. NCBI's taxonomy places the organism in Eukaryota, Metazoa, Arthropoda, Insecta, Hymenoptera, Formicidae. Gene Ontology annotation, biological process: pyrimidine nucleotide-sugar transmembrane transport. Gene Ontology annotation, molecular function: UDP-galactose transmembrane transporter activity. Gene Ontology annotation, cellular component: Golgi membrane. The record is from RefSeq and is a predicted model, not a curated record. The transcript has 5 exons. Bases 423 to 1349 code for a protein of 308 amino acids.
CGACCUUUAACGACGUGCACCACGUUGUAACGUGUCAAACUUUCCGGAAAAGGUGUAUCUCUUUGACAAGUUUUAACUUACGAACACUCUCUAUGGCCCUUUUAAUUAAAUAUAAAUGUAUACCGUUUCACAUAUUUCUUGGGAUUUAUUUAUUUGAAAAGUUGUGAAUUGUCCAGCUAAUAAUUACAAGUCUAAGAAAUUAUCAAAGUUCACAUACACUUAAGUAUGAUUACACAAGUAUGAUUAUAAAGAAAAAAAAUGUAGUUUAUGAAGAAAUAUCUACAAAUUAUUUCAUAAAAGUUAAGAAUCUACUGUAAACAUGAGCAAGAACUCAACGAGUGGACAUUUUUGAAACUUGGAUUACAGAAUCCGGACAAACACUCAAAUAUGUGAGCUUGAUCACACUUACACUUCAAAAUGCAAUGGUCUGCCUUAGUAUGCGAUACUCUCGUACCAGAGCAGGUGACAUGUUCCUUUCUUCUACUGCUGUUGUGAUGGCUGAAGUAGUCAAGCUGUGCACAUGUUUGGUAUUGGUACUCAUCGAAGAAGGUAGCGUGAAGAAAUUUUAUAAGUCUCUACAUGUAACAAUUGUGAAGCAACCCAUGGAUACUUUGAAAGUCUGUGUGCCAUCCCUUUUGUAUAUCAUACAAAACAACUUACUUUAUGUAUCUGCGUCUAAUCUGGAUGCAGCUACGUAUCAAGUGACAUAUCAAUUGAAAAUUUUAACGACGGCCUUCUUUGCGGUAACAAUAUUGCGCAAGUCAUUGCGUACCAUUCAGUGGGGUGCUCUGGUACUCUUGGUAAUUGGUGUGGUCCUGGUGCAAUUAGCUCAAAGCAUAAAAGCACUGGUACCCUCGGGCAUAGAACAGAAUCACUUGCUGGGUUUCUCGGCCGCUCUGAGCGCGUGUUUCCUGUCCGGUUUCGCGGGCAUUUACUUUGAAAAAAUACUCAAGGGUUCCGACGUCUCCGUGUGGAUGCGAAACGUGCAAUUGAGCGUGUUGUCUAUACCGUUCGGCCUAGGUACUUGCUUUUUACAGGACAGUAAUGUCAUACGCAAGCAAGGCUUUUUUUUCGGCUAUGAUCUAUUCAUCGGCUAUCUGGUUGUCUUACAAGCAGGCGGAGGAUUGAUCGUAGCCAUGGUGGUCAAGUAUGCCGACAACAUACUGAAAGGCUUCGCCACAUCCCUGGCCAUUAUCAUCUCUUGCAUAGCUUCCAUUUAUCUGUUUGACUUUCGCUUAACGUUUCAAUUUGCUCUAGGCGCACUUCUCGUCAUUUGCUCGAUUUUCUUGUAUGGCCAUCAACCGAAAACAACACCCCUUGAUAAGCAUACGCCUGCUAAUAAAGUCUGAUAAUAUUGGAAACGCAACACGGCAAUAAGAGUCGUAUCGUAGCUUUAACGACGAUCAAUUUCACCGGUUUUCUCCAAAUUUUCCUUCGAGCUGCUGCUCGAAUUAACGAUAUUCAAAGGGAUCGUCAAAUCCGUUAAAUCUAAUAAAACAAAGCAGAACAAAUGAUAAUAUGAUUGUAGAUAAAGUGGCUACUAAAUAUUUAACGAAUGUUAUUCGUCCGGUGAAAUGUCGGUCAAAUUGAUCUUAUGAAAUGUAACGUGACAAAAUUAUGAAAUUGUGAAAUUGUAUAUAUAACGGAAUCAAGAAUGCAAUGAUGUUUUUAUAUCCACGAUUUAACGAUGUUGCGAGGUAUCUUGUGAUAAUUUUAAGAUAUUCCACACAAAUAAAACUUGUAGAAAAAUUACAAUUUUCCAUUCGUUUGUUGUAAGUACAAACGACGAGUGUGUGUAUUGUAUACUAUUUAAUUUUAUUUUUAUAUAAUGCCAUCUCUUUUAUACAUAAUGUAUCGUUUCGAUAUAUUUCAUUAUACGAUGCAUUAGCAGGCCUGUAAGUUAUGUAUACAUACACACGGACCUAACUAGUUGAUACAUACGUAUAUAUUCUAUGUACUUAAUUUACAUAAAUUUUAAUAUACACAUGAUUUUUACAUUA